This is a messenger RNA of Musa acuminata subsp. malaccensis (wild Malaysian banana), 1166 nucleotides long. The record is from RefSeq and is a predicted model, not a curated record. NCBI's taxonomy places the organism in Eukaryota, Viridiplantae, Streptophyta, Magnoliopsida, Zingiberales, Musaceae.
AUCCAGUCUCCCCCCACCCCAAAUCACAGGCGUCGAACACCGUCUCCCGUCUCUGUGGAGAGAGAAAAGAGGAGCGGAAGAGGGGAGAAAGAGAGAGACCAGCCAAUGAGUUCAGCUGCUUGCAUCUCCUUGGGGCCAACCCCUCUGUCCCACCUCAAGAAUGCGGAGAAAGGCGCCGCCUUUAGCCUCGCUUCCGUCAGGGGAGCGGGAUUCAGGCCUUCCCCCAAUGCCCUCUUCCUCAGAAUCCCUUCGCGUCCGUCGAGGAGGAAGCCCUCCCCUAGGCGGACCGCCGUCAGACCUUUCUCCCCUGUCAUGGAGUGGCAGGAUUGCAGCUCUGAGAUCGAAGUCGAUGUUCCAUGUUCAGUAGCUUAUGACUGUUACUCUGAUCGCGAGAUGAUCCCAAAAUGGAUGCCAUUUAUAUCUUCUGUAAAGGUUCUACAGGAUAAGCCUGACCUCUCACGCUGGGCAUUGAAGUAUGAAGUGUUUGGUCGUGACGUUGAAUUUUCUUGGCUUGCCCGAAAUUUGCAACCCAUUCCUAAUCAGAAGAUACAUUGGCGAUCUUUGGAAGGUCUUCCUAACAGAGGCGCAGUCAGAUUUUUCCCCAAAGGCCCAUCCUCUUGCAGAAUACAAUUGACAGUUUCGUAUGAAAUCCCUGAAAUUUUAAUUCCAGUUGCGUCAGCGCUUAAACCAUUCCUUGAAGGAUUACUUGCACAAGGCUUGGAACGAUUUGCAAAAGUUGCAAAAGAGUAUCAGAGAAAGAUUCCCCAAAGAUAACCUACAGGCAAACUUUAUUAAUUGCCACAUGUCCAAAUAACAAUGAGGCUCUAAGAUUCUUUAGGGAUAUGCAUUAUCCUUUGAUAUUAUAGCUGGGAUGAACUUUUUAUUUUCCUGAAUAUUUAAACCAAUAUAUGUCUGAUGGUGAAGGUGAUUCAUGAAACAAGAUCAGUUUGGUUUUGUACACUUGUCCACCCAAAUGCUUUGAUACAACCAUAUGAUUUCUACUUUCCUUCAUUUUGUGUUCUUCUGUUGCUGUACUUGUGUAGAAUACCCAGUACAUGUAAACUUUCUUUUAAUUGGUGAGAUUUUAGCAGCAUUAGAAAUGAUAAUAUGUUAAAUUCCAAUAAUUAGUUUUUUGCAAAUGUGCAAUUAUAUGCUGUCUUCAUGUU